AUGCCCGGAUCAAUUCUGUACACUAGAUUAGGUGAAAAGUUGGUUUUCAGACUAGAUGAUAAUUCUAAGAAUAAUACAGUAAUCUCAAUUUCUCCCCAUGAAACUGGUAUUAAUAUCGUGAAUUCGGCUGAAUUUCCAACCUACGGGUUAAUAAAUAGUGUUGCUGCUAUUAUUGGGGUGAUAAAACUAAAAACUAAUAGAUACGUUAUUGUUGCAGAAAAGGUGGACGUGGUUGGAACGUUGAAUGGAAAUACUAUUUAUCAUGUUAAAGAGUAUGGUAUUGUACCUGUGAAUGCCACUACUAAACCGCAUGCAGAAGAGUGCCAAUAUUUUGCUUUGUUAGAUGCUCAUUUGAAGAAUGCAGAGUUAUUCUUCUCGUACACAUAUGAUUUAACGAACUCUGCUCAAAGAAAUGAAGAUCACGGUAACACUGGAUCUUGGAAGACAGCAGAUAGCAGAUUCUUUUGGAAUCACCAUGCCACGGAAGAACUGAGGGAUCUUGCUUCUGAUAUGAAGGGAGUGGAUGACUUUAUAGUGCCUAUGAUAUAUGGUUAUGCGAAAAUUGUAGCUACUGCGUUCAAUAAUACGCCGCUAACUUUCGGUUUGAUAACCAGGAGAAGCAGACAUAGAGCUGGGACGAGGUAUUUCCGUAGAGGGAUUGAUGAAAAUGGAUAUGUAGCCAACUUCAAUGAAACUGAACAGAUCCUGUUUAUAAAUAACGUGGUCUCUGGUGAGUCACAACUUUUCUCAUUUAUACAGACGAGAGGCUCGGUUCCAGUUUACUGGGCAGAGAUUAACACGUUGAAGUACAAGCCUAUGCUAGUGUUGGGUGAGAACAGUUCUAUGGAUGCGUUUAAGAAACACUUUGAUGAACAGAAGAAAUUCUACGGUGUAAACUAUCUUGUGAAUUUGGUGAACCAAAAGGGUCAUGAACUCCCAGUGAAGGAAUCUUACGAGACUGUUGUCAACGCUACCAAUGACCCUCAAUUAAAGUACAUAUACUUCGACUUUCACCAUGAGUGUAGCAACAUGAGGUGGCACCGUAUCAACCUGUUAGUUGAGCAGUUGAAAAAAAUUGGCUGGGACAAAGAAGACUAUUUUCACAAGACCCUGCAAAAUGGUGUCACUAAAUCCAUUGUGAAGCAGCAGAAGUCUGUUUUGAGAACCAAUUGCAUGGAUUGUUUGGACAGGACUAACGUUGCACAGUCCACUUUUAGUAGUUUUGUUUUCCAACAGCAACUAGAGGACUCCGGUUUGAUUUCGCAACCAAACUUCUGGCAGUUUGACCAGGCUUUGCUCUCUAAAUUCCAAAACCUAUGGGCUGAUAACGCAGAUUAUGUGAGCAGUGCUUAUUCAGGAACUAGAGCAUUGAAGACUGAUUUCACUAGAACCGGCAAACGUACUUACAUGGGAGCUUUCCAAGAUCUGGUUAACUCUAUAUCAAGAUAUUAUCGUAACAACUUUAUUGAUGGUGCAAGGCAGGACAACUAUGAUCUGUUUUUGGGAGUUUUCAAGCCUUACGGGACUGUUUUAGAAUCUCCAUUCAGCGAUAAACGUCCUAUGAUGAUCCAAAUGGCUCCUACAGUUCUUUAUGCUGCCCUCACUGUGAUGGUUGCCACAAUAGUAUUUCCAAAAGGUAGCUUUCUCAGUUCGAAGAACUUAGGCUUUUUUCUCGGCUCUUCCGUUAUUUUAGCUGUAACUCUACGUUUUAUCUUUCAGAACGGUAUGCAGUACGUGAGUUGGCCAAAAUUAACUGACUUAGGCUUCGUUGUUGCUAUACAAUCUCAUAAUAAAGAGCAGGUUUUCAGCGGGAUCACUUACGCACCAAGUCCAAGGUUUGUAAGUCCAAAUGUUUUGAAAAGAGACUAG
Molecule: messenger RNA, 1869 nt
Organism: Eremothecium sinecaudum
Lineage: Eukaryota; Fungi; Ascomycota; Saccharomycetes; Saccharomycetales; Saccharomycetaceae
Gene: SAC1
Product: phosphatidylinositol-3-phosphatase SAC1
Exons: 1
Coding region: 1-1869 (622 amino acids)
Biological process (GO): phosphatidylinositol dephosphorylation
Cellular component (GO): endoplasmic reticulum
Molecular function (GO): phosphatidylinositol-4-phosphate phosphatase activity
Source: RefSeq, a predicted model, not a curated record